AUGGAGUUUUUUCUAAGCUGUAUGUUCCUCUUACUUCUAUUACCAUUCACUCUUUAUUUUCUACUUUCUAAAUGCACAAAAAACACCAUCAAACUUCCACCAGGACCUACUCCUCUUCCUUUUAUAGGCAACCUCCAUCAAUUAGGAAAAAAGCCACACAAAUCCUUAGCCAAAUUAGCUGAAAUUCAUGGUCCACUCAUGAGUCUUAAGUUGGGCCAAGUUACAACCAUUGUUGUCUCUUCACCCAACAUGGCCAAAGAAAUACUCCAAACUCAUGAUCAUAUCUUAUCCAACAGAACCAUUCCCGGUGCUGUAAAAGUUCAUGACCACCACAAAUACAACAUGGCGUUCUUACCAAUUGAAACUCUUUGGAGAGAGUUAAGAAAAAUAUGCAAUAAUGAAUUGUUCUCUAACAAAACAAUUGAAGAGAGUAAGGGAAUCAGGCUUCAGAAAGUGAAAGAUUGUCUCAACGAUAUUAAUCAAAAUAGUCUUAUUAAUGAAGCUGUUUGUAUUGAAGAUAUGGUUUUCAAGACAUCCAUUAAUUUGUUGUCAAACAUGAUUUUCUCUCUAGAUUUGGUUCAACCUGGUGAUUCAGUUGGAGAUUUCAAGGAGCUAAUUUUGAAUAUAUUGAAAGAGUGUGGAAAACGAAACGUUACUGAUCUUUUUCCUGCUUUAAACGUGUUUGACUUUGAUCUACAGGGUAUUAAACGACGCAACGCUGUUUAUGCUCGAAAAGUCUUUGAUAUCUGCCAGCGUUUAAUUGAUGAAAGAGUGAAGCUGAGGGAAGUACAAGGUCUUGACACAAAAAGUGACAUGCUAAGUAACUUGCUCAACAUUGAUGAAGAUAACAGCCAAGAGAUGAACAAGGCCAAAAUCCCACAUUUAGCUCUGACUUUAUUUAUUGCUGGUACGGAUACAGUCUCAUCUACUCUAGAAUGGGCAAUGUCAGAAUUGAUUAAAAAUGAAAAGGUUAUGUCAAAGGCAAAACAAGAGUUGGAACAAAUCAUUGGCAAAGGAAAACCAGUUGAAGAUUCAGAUAUUGCUAAGCUUCCUUAUUUACAAGCAAUAAUAAAAGAGACUUUUAGAUUACACCCUGCUGUUCCAUUUUUAGUCCCUCGAAAAGCUGAUGCAAAUGUGGAAAUUGGUGGCUACACAAUUCCAAAAGAUGCACAAAUUUGGGUCAAUGUGUGGGCUAUUGGUAGAUAUUCAAGUGUUUGGGAAAAUCCAAACUUGUUUUCACCAGAGAGAUUCUUAGACUCUAAAAUUGAUGCUAUAGGUCACAAUUUCGAGCUUUUACCAUUUGGUUCUGGAAGAAGAAUUUGUCCUGGUAUAUCGUUAGCUACAAAGAUGUUACCUUUGAUGUUGGGUUCAUUUAUCAAUUGUUUUAACUGGAAACUAGAAGAUGGAACAAAAGUAGAAGAUAUGAACAUGGAUGACAAGUUUGGACUAUCAUUAGAGAAGUCUCAGAAGCUAAGAAUUGUUCCAGAAAAGGUAUACAACUAG
Vicia faba (fava bean) is the source of this 1503-nucleotide messenger RNA. The record is from the annotation of a GenBank genome assembly. Lineage: Eukaryota; Viridiplantae; Streptophyta; Magnoliopsida; Fabales; Fabaceae.